UCCUUUUAGAAUGUAGUCAGCACUACGUAGGCAUAACAUCAUUCCCAACUCCAAUCUUGAAUUUUUAAAAGCCCACAAUCUCAGAAUUUAAUUCGCUACUUUGAAUCUGGCCAUCAUCAUGUCAUAAUACCAUUCAACAUUAAAAUCUUAAUUUACCUUCCCCGUGUAUUUGCGUUUAUAUAUAUAUACUAUACUCUUCUCUUCCAAAUAACAACUCAAUUCAUUCACAAACAAAAUGGCUAGUAUUCAGGUUGUUGCAAUUUCUGGUUCUCUCCGAAAAGCUUCUAACAGCACUGGUCUCAUCCGUUCUGCUAUUGAGCUGAGCAAAAAUGUGGUGGAGGGUGUGGAUAUUGAAUAUGUUGAUAUUUCAAACCUACCAAUGUUGAACACUGAUCUUGAGAAAGGAGAGACUUUUCCAGUUGAAGUUGAAGCAUUUCGCCAAAAGAUUCUUGGGGCUGAUAGUGUUCUCUUUUCUUCUCCUGAGUAUAAUUAUUCUGUCUCAGCUCCACUAAAGAAUGCAAUUGAUUGGGCAUCAAGACCACCAAAUGUUUGGGCUGGUAAACCUGCUGCCAUAGUGAGUGCUGGAGGAGGACAUGGUGGUGCAAAAUCACACUACCAUCUCCGACAAAUCGGAGUCUUCCUCGAUCUUCAUUUCAUCAAUAAACCCGAGUUUUUCAUUAACGCAUUCCAGCCUCCAGCAAAAUUCAACAGUGACGGUGACCUGAUUGAUGAAGAUGCCAAGAAUAAGUUGAAGGAUAUUCUUUUAUCCUUGAAGGCAUUUACCCUGCUACUACAAGGAAAAAAUUGAAACAACUUUGAGUAACAUACAUUGUUUGAAAUAAAAUAAGCUUUGGAUUUUUCAGUCCAUUCCUUUUAGAAAUUUCAUUAAUAAAUAUUUUAGUGUAAGUCAUGAUUGAUAUUCUGUUACAAAAUAUAUUUGUUUUUAUUUACAUAUGGUUUAAUUUACAAUGUUAUGUUCAAGUUUGUUAACAUUCCAUGCUUUGAGAUAGUAGUCUUGUCACAUGAUUCAUGUUGGUAGUAUUACAUAUGUCCUUUGGCUUCUCCAA
Cicer arietinum (chickpea) is the source of this 1067-nucleotide messenger RNA. RefSeq names its product NADPH:quinone oxidoreductase. The record is from RefSeq and is a predicted model, not a curated record. Gene Ontology annotation, molecular function: oxidoreductase activity; FMN binding. Gene Ontology annotation, cellular component: cytosol. Lineage: Eukaryota; Viridiplantae; Streptophyta; Magnoliopsida; Fabales; Fabaceae.